CUCUGAUCUGAAUAGAUCGCUCGAGCUUCGGGACCUCCUCUCGUGUUCCUCGACGAAGAAGACGAUACUUACUUCCAUCAUCACAGCUACACACGAAUUCGUCUUCAGUUACAUCAAUUUUUUAAAAAAGAUUCUGAGUUCGGAAGUGUAGGCUGUGUUUUUUUUUUUAAUUAAUUUCUACUGGAUUUAAACACCACUUAGUUUCCGGAGUUUUGGACUAAAAUGAUGUCGCCGAAGCAAAUCUCCGACGAUCGAGGAUCUCCACAUUUCAGGUAUCUUCAUACCCAAAGUUUUCGAUUCUAACUUCUCCUGUUAUUGUGUGUUUUUGCUUAUGUAGAAAUGAAAUGUGAGAGAGGAUAAAAACACGAAGCUUCUUCGUCUUGCUGCCAUGGAAUUGAUUCAAAUUACAUACACCAUUUCAGAUAAUCCACCUCAUUGGGAACUUUUUUCGGAUAUGGUCAGUUUAUUCUAUGUACCGCUACUUGAAUCAGACAGGAGCGCCAGUGGUUCUCUUCCUCUUCUGCUGUCUGGUGCCUUCGUCCAUCAUCUUCUUGAUACUUCAAAAGCCAUGGAAAGGAAGGGCGCUUUCUAAUCAACAGAUUGUACCUUCUCUUAUCAAUGGACUCAUCACGGCUCUGUACUUCAUCUUAUGGGGAAAAGGUCUCAAGUCUUGUGGACCGCUUAGAGCUAUCUUGUCAGAGUACUCCGGUGCUGUUCUUGGAGUACUUUCUGGAGUAUUAUAUGGACGGAGAGGUCAUGUGUGGAAAAAGGUAGGUGGCCUCAUUGCAAUGCUGGUAGCACUUUUUUUCUUGUCUCAAGGAUGGGCAACAUCAUCUCUCUCCCCUUUUUCAACAAAAGACAGUACUGAGAUCAAAGAGGAAGAAGUACAAACAGAACAAGCACUAGGUAUGAUGGGAAUGAUGAUACCAGUUUUUGCUGGAAUCUUAUCAGCGUUAAGGCGGGUUAUUGCGCGCCGUGUUUCUUUAAAGAACCAGCAGAAGAAACGACUGCAUGCGAUUACCAUUACUUCUGCAACCUGUUUCUUGUUUCCUGUGGCCAUGUGGGACCUUAUUAUAGGCUCAUCUUCUGGGAAAACCUCCGAGUUGCCAUUUUCUGCGUGGGCUUUCCUUAGCACCAUUGUUUUUGGGAUCAUUCUAAUCUUUUAUGUUGACAAUAUCGCAGAAGAGAGACUGCAUAUGGUGUUUUCUUCCCCGAGGCAUUUAAUGGUAGCAGGUGUAUGCAUAAUAGUCAUGGAGUUAGCUUACGAGAUGGAUUUUUCUCUUCCCGGUUUCAUCGUCUGUUGCUUAGUAUUAGGGUUUGGAAUAUUCGAGGCGACAUCUCUUGAACGUAGCAAGAAAGACUCUUCGUUGAAACCAGAAGAUCCAUCAAACGGAAUCCUUGGUAAUGAUUUUGAUACUUCUCCAAUUCUUCCCAUAUAGCUUUACCAAUCUCUCACCACACUAACGACGAUGUACUGUUGAAUUCUUGACGAUGUAAAUCUAUCUGGUUUUAACUUGUUCUCAAUCUUCAUACCUUCAAUUUUUUUUUUUUGGAUUUUCCUUGGUGAAUAAUCUACAAUUUUUUUUGUCUACUCUACCAUGAUAUGAGUAUGAUUACGGUAUUGUUAUUUUA
This is a messenger RNA of Camelina sativa (false flax), 1632 nucleotides long. RefSeq lists its product as uncharacterized. Lineage: Eukaryota; Viridiplantae; Streptophyta; Magnoliopsida; Brassicales; Brassicaceae. The record is from RefSeq and is a predicted model, not a curated record.